Torulaspora globosa is the source of this 153-nucleotide messenger RNA. It is a transcript of the gene TOM5, whose product is annotated as Tom5p. NCBI's taxonomy places the organism in Eukaryota, Fungi, Ascomycota, Saccharomycetes, Saccharomycetales, Saccharomycetaceae. The record is from RefSeq and is a predicted model, not a curated record. Bases 1 to 153 code for a protein of 50 amino acids. The transcript has a single exon.
AUGUUCGGUUUACCUCAGCAAGAGCCCUCUGAAGAGGAGAAGAAAUUGCAUCAACAGGCCACCAACAGGACGUUGAUGAACGCCUUUUACGCUGGUGCUCUGCUAUGGUUGUCGCCUAUGGUGUGGCAUUUCAUCAAGAGGCAGUGGAAAUGA